Debaryomyces fabryi is the source of this 1299-nucleotide messenger RNA. RefSeq names its product L-rhamnonate dehydratase. Bases 1 to 1299 code for a protein of 432 amino acids. The transcript has a single exon. NCBI's taxonomy places the organism in Eukaryota, Fungi, Ascomycota, Pichiomycetes, Serinales, Debaryomycetaceae. The record is from RefSeq and is a predicted model, not a curated record. Gene Ontology annotation, biological process: carbohydrate catabolic process. Gene Ontology annotation, molecular function: magnesium ion binding; L-rhamnonate dehydratase activity.
AUGUCUGUUAGAGAAUUUCCAAAAAUCAAGUCUGUCAAGACUUACAUUUUAAAUGGAAAGGGAAUUGGUGGUGAUUACCACAAUGUUGAGAGAGGGCAUUGGUUGAUUGACAAUUCUAUAUCAAAUCCCAUGUCUAAGUUUCCUGAGUACCGCUCUUCAAGAGUUAGUUGGGGUAUUAAUGUCUUAGGUUCAUUUUGUGUAGAAAUUGAGGCCACCGAUGGUACUCGUGGAUUUGCUACAGGUUUUGGUGGACCACCAGCAUGCUGGAUCGUUCAAAAUCACUUUUUAAGAUUUUUAGAAGGAGCUGAUCCAAGAGAUAUUAACAUUUUGUGGGAUAAGAUGUUUAGGGCUUCUAUGUUUUAUGGCCGUAAAGGUAUUACAAUUGCCGUCAUUAGUGUUAUCGACUUAGCUCUUUGGGAUUUAAUGGGCAAAAUUAGAAAUGAGCCGGUUUAUAAGUUAAUCGGAGGAGCCACUAGGGAGAAAUUAGAAUUUUAUUGUACUGGUUCGAAACCAGAAGCUGCAAAAGAAAUGGGAUUCUGGGGCGGUAAGGUUGCUUUACCAUAUGGGCCUGAUGAAGGUCAUAAAGGUUUACAAAAGAACGUUAAAUUCUUGAGAGAUCAUCGUGAAAAGGUCGGCCCCGAUUUUCCAUUGAUGGUUGACUGUUAUAUGUCUUUGACCGUUUCUUAUGCAAUUGAUUUAGCCAAGGCUACGGAAGAUUUGAAUAUUAACUGGUUCGAGGAAGUAUUACAUCCAGAUGAUAUUGAAGGUUUUGCGCAAUUGAAGAGAGCUUUUCCUAGAAUCAAGUGGACCACUGGCGAACACGAAUAUACUAGAUAUGGCUUUAGAAAGUUAAUUGAAGGUCGCAAUAUUGAUAUUUUGCAACCUGACGUUAUGUGGGUUGGGGGAUUGACUGAAAUUCUUAAAAUCGCUGCCCAAGCUGCUGCAUAUGAUAUUCCAGUUGUACCACAUGCAUCUGGUCCAUACUCGUAUCAUUUUGUUGUUUCUCAACAAAAUACACCAUUCCAGGAAUAUUUGGCAAACUCUCCUGACUCUACUUCUGUUUUGCCAGUGUUUGGUGGAUUAUUUACUGACGAACCGGUUCCUGUAAAGGGUUAUCUUCAUGUUUCAACAUUUGAUAAGCCUGGUUUUGGUUUGACUUUAAAUCCAAAAGUUGAAUUGAUAGAUGCUGACUUCUUAUUAUCCCCUUCGCCAGAAAAACCUUUAAAAUUGACGAACGGUCAUGCUAAUGGCUAUACAAAUGGAUACUCCAAUGGCAAGACUAAUGGAACAGCCAAAUAA